AUGGAGCAAGAGCAAGUCGCCAAAACCUCGUUUCGCUUCUUUGGACUUGGUGGAAGUAAUGAAGUUGGUCGUUCAUGUCACAUUUUGCAAUACAAGGGCAAAACAGUAAUGCUAGACGCAGGUGUACACCCUGCACAUCAGGGUUUAGCUUCCCUCCCUUUCUAUGACGAGUUUGACCUUUCAACGGUGGAUAUUUUACUUAUUUCACAUUUCCACUUGGAUCAUGCCGCAUCUCUUCCUUAUGUUAUGCAGCGUACAAAUUUUCAUGGUAGAGUAUUCAUGACACACCCUACCAAAGCCAUUUAUAGAUGGUUGCUCAGCGAUUUUGUUAAAGUGACUAAUAUCGGAUCAACUUCACCGCUUGAUAAAGAUGAAAAUCUAUACAGCGACGAAGAUUUAGCAGAGUCGUUUGACCGAAUAGAAACGAUUGAUUAUCAUUCCACAAUGGACGUUAAUGGUAUAAAAUUCACGGCCUUCCAUGCUGGACACGUGCUAGGAGCUGCGAUGUUUCAAAUUGAGAUUGCAGGAUUAAGGGUGCUUUUCACAGGUGAUUAUUCGAGAGAAGUUGAUCGACACCUAAAUUCAGCUGAAGUUCCUCCUUUGCCCUCAGAUGUUCUAAUAGUCGAGUCCACUUUUGGAACAGCCACUCACGAACCUCGCGUCAAUAGGGAAAGAAAGCUAACACAACUAAUUCAUUCGACCGUAAUGCGAGGUGGGCGUGUAUUAUUGCCUGUGUUUGCAUUAGGUCGAGCACAAGAGAUCAUGUUAAUCUUAGACGAAUACUGGUCACAACAUGCCAAUGAGUUGGCAAACGGCCAGGUUCCAAUAUUCUAUGCUUCAAACUUGGCUAGGAAAUGUAUGAGUGUCUUCCAGACAUAUGUGAAUAUGAUGAAUGAUGAUAUUCGGAAGAAAUUUAGGGAUUCCCAAUCUAACCCAUUUAUUUUCAAAAACAUUUCGUACCUGAAAAAUUUGGAUGAGUUUCAAGACUUUGGCCCUAGCGUGAUGCUAGCAUCUCCUGGUAUGCUUCAAAAUGGUCUUUCAAGAGAUUUGCUUGAAAAAUGGUGUCCUGACGACAAAAAUUUGGUUUUGAUAACGGGUUAUUCGGUAGAGGGAACUAUGGCCAAGUUUAUAAUGUUGGAACCUGAUACAAUACCCUCAAUCAAUAAUCCUGAUAUGACCAUACCCCGGCGCUGUCAGGUUGAAGAAAUUUCAUUCGCUGCACAUGUCGAUUUCAGGGAAAACUUGGAGUUCAUCGAAAAGAUUGGGGCCACGAAUAUUAUUUUAGUUCAUGGUGAGUCCAAUCCAAUGGGGCGUUUGAAAUCUGCAUUACUAUCUAAUUUUGCGUCCUUGAAAGGUACCGAAACUGAAGUUCAUGUUUUCAAUCCAAGGAAUUGUGUGGCAGUCGACUUAGAGUUCAAGGGGAUUAAAAUUGCAAAAGCCGUUGGAAAUAUCGUAGAUGAGGUAACCAAUGUUCUGACCUCCAAGAUAAACGUUUUUAGUGGGGAAAAGUCUGAGGAGAAAGAUGUUAUUCAAUUGGAAGACGGUGGGAAGAAGGCUGACGAGGAGGAAACUAUAGUUUCGGGGAUAUUGGUUUCAGAUGAAAAGAACUUCGAUUUGAAUCUUGUAUCUCUCUCUGAUUUAAGAGACCACCAUAUGGAUUUAUCUACUACAGUACUAAAAGAGCGUCAAACAAUUCGUGUUGAUUGCAAAAAUGAACUUAUAUAUUGGCAUCUGUGCCAAAUGUUUGGGGACAUUGAAGUGCUUAUAGAUGACGAAGGGAUCACGCACUCGAAAGAUAUAAAUCCACAAGAGAACUCAGAAGAUAACAAAAAAUCGAGUCAAGAAUUAGAGCUUAGAAUCAUGGGUGAUGUCAAACUGAAUAUUAUUGACAACGUGGCGACGCUUGAGUGGUCUCAGAGCAUUAUGAGUGACAGCGUGGCUGAUAGUGUGAUGGCCAUUCUGCUAAGUGUAGACUCGUCCCCGGCAAGUAUUAAAAGGAGUAGCCAUAAAUGUGAGCAUGGCCAUGAUGAGGAACAUAACGAGUUAUGGAAAAUCAAACAAGUUGCACGUUUAUUUAAAGAACAGUUUGGAGAUUGUUUUACUUUACUUCUGAACAAAGAUAGUGUGAAUGAAGAUGUUCAAGGGGUAAUCACCAUUGGAAAAAACUCGGCACACGUCAACAUGACUAAAAUGACAGUCGAUGAGUGUAAUUCAAAUCCAUUGAAGGGUAGGAUAGAGAGUAUAUUGAAUAUUGGUACUGAUUUGGUCGCACCACUAUGUUAA
Molecule: messenger RNA, 2283 nt
Organism: Lachancea fermentati
Lineage: Eukaryota; Fungi; Ascomycota; Saccharomycetes; Saccharomycetales; Saccharomycetaceae
Source: the annotation of a GenBank genome assembly